Emys orbicularis (European pond turtle) is the source of this 738-nucleotide messenger RNA. RefSeq names its product homeobox B4 (gene HOXB4). The coding region runs from base 1 to 738 and encodes 245 amino acids. NCBI's taxonomy places the organism in Eukaryota, Metazoa, Chordata, Testudines, Emydidae. The record is from RefSeq and is a predicted model, not a curated record. Gene Ontology annotation, biological process: embryonic skeletal system morphogenesis; anterior/posterior pattern specification; positive regulation of transcription by RNA polymerase II. The transcript is spliced from 2 exons. Gene Ontology annotation, cellular component: nucleus; nucleoplasm. Gene Ontology annotation, molecular function: RNA polymerase II cis-regulatory region sequence-specific DNA binding; DNA-binding transcription factor activity, RNA polymerase II-specific.
AUGGCCAUGAGUUCGUUUUUGAUCAACUCCAACUAUGUGGAUCCCAAGUUCCCACCCUGCGAAGAAUAUUCUCAGAAUGAUUACCUUCCCAAUCACUCUCCGGGAUAUUACAGCAGCCAGAGGCGAGAGACCACUUUCCAACAUGAGGCGAUGUAUCAGCCACGGUCAGCCUGCAACGAGCCGCCCUACCCAGCUUGUCAGGGCUCCGGCCACCAGCCAGCGGUGCUCUCCCCCAGGGAUCAUGUUCAUCCUUCUGCCGGACUUCAGAGCCACCUCUCAGAGCCAAAUCACCACUGUGAGUCGGUCACCCCCAGCCCUCCUCCACCCUCCUGUAGCCAAAACUCUAUGAACCAAAGCCCAUCUAAUUCUUCUUGCAAAGAGCCAGUAGUUUAUCCCUGGAUGAAAAAAGUCCAUGUAAGCACGGUAAACCCCAGUUGCACAGGAGGGGAACCGAAGCGCUCCCGGACAGCUUAUACCAGGCAGCAAGUCCUGGAGCUGGAGAAAGAAUUCCACUAUAAUCGCUAUCUCACGCGGAGGCGCAGAGUAGAAAUUGCCCAUUCUCUUUGCCUGUCCGAGCGCCAGAUCAAAAUAUGGUUCCAGAACAGGAGGAUGAAAUGGAAAAAAGAUAAUAAAUUACCAAAUACCAAGAUCAGGUCUAAUUCUUCCAACGCCUCUGCAAGCCUGCAGAUACAAGGAGGUUCUCAGAACCGAGCCGAUGUACCAGCCACCGGCCUAUAA